GAGCCAUGAGGGGCAGCUCUCUCUCUCACACACACACGCAUACUCUCUCUCUUUAUCUCUCUCUCUCACACACACACACACACACUCUCUCUCUCUCUCUGCUUCUGGUGUUGACCCCGUCGGCACAGAUGGUCUGACCCUGAACAUUAAAGAGAGAAGCAAAGCAAACAAACGCAGGAGCCGACCGUCCUGAAGCUCGAUGGCGUGUGUGUGUUCUGCGUGGCUGCGCUGGGGCGCGCUGCUGUCGGCCGUCUUCGCUCUGUGUGUGCAGGAGUGUGUGGACAAGGAUCGGGUUCUGGCUGAAAUGUCACAGGACGCAGAUCUGCCGACGGAGUGUGUGUUGAGCUGUACGGCGCUCACUUACAGGCAGAUCUUAGACGGACAGCAGAAACUCACGGUCCGGUUCAAAGACUCGCAGCCCGGCGAGUCGGACGACUUCUGCUGGUUCAUUCACACGAGAUGCAGCACGUGGGAUGAAAUCUUUGUUGUGCUGUCUAUCAAAGAGUCCGUGGCAGCUGAGACGAUUGGACUUCAGAUCACCUGGCCGCCGCAGCUGAGCCCCACCCCUCCACACCUGAGCCCCGCCCCACUGCAACUGAGCCCCGCCCCUCCACACUUGAGCCCCACCCCUCCACAUGUCCCGCCCAACGCCUGUGGCCUGCGUUUCGACGUCACGCCGCAUCUGAAACUCCUAAAGCAGCGCACGCUCUGCAUCCGGCCGCACGGCAUCAUGGGACACCGCUUACACUGCCCGCCCUACCUGGUCAUCGUGAAGAAGAAGACAGAGUAAGAGUCCCAAUUUAUAACAAUGGUAAAGAUUAGGAACAGAUAAACUGGUGUGACAUUUAGGAUUUUGCAUCUUAAUUUCAAUUCAUUUGAGCUGAAUUGAAUAUCUGUUUCAGAGCAGUAUGUCAACGGCCUGUGUUGUCAGAUAAACUAAAUUGCAUUUUUAAACACUUUAAAUUUGAAGUAUACCUUUUAUUUUUAUAUACCUAUAACAUGUCUUAUUUUUAUAUCCUUUCUAUUUUAUUAAGCUUUUUAAAUGUAAAGACAAAGCACUAGAGGCACUAGUUUAUUUUGUGCCAUUUAAUCUGUGUUCUCAAACUCUGAAUCGCUAUUGGUCAGAACUGCCCCAUUUAUUCACCAGCCUGUGUGUGUACUUAUAAAUAUAUUCAGCUAUUUUGUUAAUAAAAUUCUGGAAGCUUA
Messenger RNA from Pimephales promelas (fathead minnow), 1206 nucleotides. RefSeq lists its product as uncharacterized. NCBI's taxonomy places the organism in Eukaryota, Metazoa, Chordata, Actinopteri, Cypriniformes, Leuciscidae. The record is from RefSeq and is a predicted model, not a curated record.